Molecule: messenger RNA, 735 nt
Organism: Mollisia scopiformis
Lineage: Eukaryota; Fungi; Ascomycota; Leotiomycetes; Helotiales; Mollisiaceae
Exons: 2
Coding region: 1-735 (244 amino acids)
Source: RefSeq, a predicted model, not a curated record
AUGGCAACAUAUGAAUUCCUUCCUGAUGCCUUCGAUAUACCUAUCGAUGUCCUCAGUCCCCUAGAUCCUACACGAGCACUCUCCAUCCAACUGCCGGCUCCUCUCAAAACCCACCACCCGUCGCACAUUCAAGACUUAACACCCCACCUUUCCACCCUCUUCUCCAGGAAUCUGGGAAUCACCAACGAGCAUCUCCUCUCAGCCCACAAAGCAAGCAUCAUCUUCCCCAAACCGGUAGUCCGCUACACCCUCGAGAAACAAAAUUUACUAGGGACCCACCUCGCUAUUCUAGAUGGUGUGGGAAAUGAGAUCGCUACUUGGAAAAGCCCUAUCUUAAGCUUGGGAAUUGGAAGUAGCAAGACGGAAAUCAAGUUUCCUGGACAGAGUCAAAUGCUCGAGGUUAAGAAGGUGAUUGAAACGAAAGAGAACGAGAAGUUGGGAUACAAUCGUGAUCAUGGACUUCAUCACCGCCAUCGGUAUGCUGAACGGUUUGUCAAGGAUGGUACAACAUAUUUUUGGGAGGCAGAACCUGAAUCGUGUCAUCAGUUGGCGUUGAUGGAGGUUUUUGCAGAUAACAGGGACGGUAUUAUGAAAAAGGAAGUUGCUAGGUACGCCCAGAAAAGCGCACACGAGAGAGAAGGUUUGCUGGUUUUGAAUGGGACAGAGGUUGAUGAACUGAUAGUGGUUUUGACUUUGUGCGCUCUGCUCGAUGGAAAGGAUAGCUUCCUGAAUUAG